AUGGGCGCCGAGCACAAAGAGGACGGCGGGCUGAGCCUGCACGGGGAGGGGGCGGCGCGGCGCCAGGCCACGGGGGAGCUGCUGUUCUUCGCCAGCGUGGGGGACGUGGAGCGCUGCACCAAGCUCAUGCGGACGUGGAACCUGAAUGUGGCGGACCCAGCGUGCCACGACUACGACAGGAGAACCCCGCUGCACCUGGCAGCGGCGGAGGGCUGCCACUCGCUGGUGCAGUGGCUGCUUGAGGAGCACCACGUGGACCCAAACCCUGUGGACCGAUUCAAGAGGACGCCAUUGGAGGAUGCUGUGCGAGGGGACCACAAAGAAGUUGGGAGGCUUUUGAUGGCACAUGGGGCCAAAGUUCUUGACAGAGAUGGGGUGCUUGUGGACCUCUCGGAGUCCCACCUGUCACUUAAUAUCAGCCUGCUUGGCGAGCACGAUCUGGACAUUGAGAUUGACCCAAAGGACAUCACAUUUGUGUCCCAGUUAGGUGAAGGAGAGUUUGGCAUCGUCCACAAGGCGCUUUGGCACGGCACUGUCGUGGCUGUGAAAAUCCUCAAACAGCACACCACUGUGGCCCUUGGAGACUUUAGGACAGAGUUGAACGUCUUGCAGAAAGUGCACCACCCUCACACAGUCCAAUUUCUUGGGGCCGUGACCCGAAGCCAGCCAUUCAUGAUCGUCACAGAGUUCAUGGCGGGGGGCUCCCUGAGUGACGUCUUCAAGUCCGGCAUCAAACUCUCAAAUCAGCGGUCUGUGGAGCUGGCCCUGGACUGCGCCCGGGGAAUGUCCUACCUGCACAGGCGCUCGCCCCACUGUGUCAUCCAUCGCGACUUGAAGCCCGCCAACCUGAUGGUGGGGGGCCACUCGCUGUCAUCUUCCUCUGGGGCUCGCCGAAUGAUCGUGGAAACAGGCUGCGUGAAGAUCGCCGACUUUGGCCUGUCCAGGUCCAUCAAGACAAAGCUGUACACACGGCACGCCCAGAGGGACCUUGAAGACAUCAAGGCAGCAAGGGCUCUGGGUAACAGGAUGAUGUCAAAAGACAGCCUCAGUGAAAUGACAGAGACCUACCAAAUGACAGGCGAAACGGGCUCCUACAGGUACAUGGCCCCAGAGGUGUUUCGCCACGAGCGCUACAACAGCAAAGUGGACGUGUACGCCUUCGCCAUGAUCUGCUACCAGCUCUUUGAGGGGCUGCCCCCCUUUUGGGAGUACGACCCAGUCAUGGCGGCGAGGGCUGCUGCUGUCGAGAAGCAGCGCCCCCUGUGGGGCUACGUCUCGCAGCAUGGCCAAAGGAUCCCGGAUAAGAUGAGGAAGUUGAUCGAGGACUGUUGGGCUGAGGAUUUCGAGAAGCGGCCAGACUUCGGGGAGAUCACAGAGCGGCUGCAGGACAUAUGGAACGAUCUGGAGAAGAAGAAAUCCGACAAAAGGGGCAAGUGCUGCUGUGUGCAGUGA
Molecule: messenger RNA, 1452 nt
Organism: Ostreobium quekettii
Lineage: Eukaryota; Viridiplantae; Chlorophyta; Ulvophyceae; Bryopsidales; Ostreobiaceae
Source: the annotation of a GenBank genome assembly